GUAGAAAGGAAGUAUGAGAUUGGGUGCAUGUGGCAUGGGUUUCAGAAAAUACACAAGAACCCACGCCGCAGUUAUAGCCACCGACUACUGACUCAGAACAAACUAACACACUCCAUUCUGAUUUCUGAUUCUACCAUUCAUUAUCAGCCGUCUCAUUUUUUAUACUCUCUCCUCAAUACCCUCUAAAAAAAUAUAAAGGAAAGCCGCUAAUAUUUUUAUGUAAAAGGUUCACCAACUGCAGCUCAUCAUCUUUCUCCAUAUUGCUUUGCUUUUUAUGCUGGGGAAAGGGAAUAAAGCCACUUUUAAAAGUCUCUCACUCACACCCUCUUGAGAAAAGAAGAUACUUGAUCCUUUGCCCCUGAAAAAUACCAGUUUGAAGAUACUACCUUUUCUUAUUAAUUGAAACAAUUGUAGUACUCUUUCUAAAGGCAUGCCAAAUUGGGAGCUGAAGCAUUGUUGCAAGCAUGAACAAAUCGUCUUUCUCGCCACUAUCGGCGUUUGCGCUGUUGUCAUUCUUGCUCUUUGGAGGACAGUGCUACUACUACCUUUCAAGCUUGUGACAGUGUUUAUUCAUGAAGCUAGUCAUGCUAUAGCUUGCAAACUUACUUGUGGCCAUGUUGAGGGGAUACAGGUUCAUGCUGACGAAGGUGGCACUACACAAACACGUGGUGGCGUAUAUUGGUUCAUUUUGCCAGCUGGAUAUCUUGGUUCAGCAUUUUGGGGAAUGGUAUUAGUGCUUGCGUCCACCAAGCUCCUUACAGCAAGAAUUGCAGCAGGAUGUUUACUGGUCACUCUAAUUGUUGUUCUUUUUGUGGCUAAAAAUUGGACACUCCGCGGCCUUUGUAUUGGAUUUGUUCUCUUCCUUGCUGUUGUAUGGAUUCUGCAAGAAACAACAAAGAUUAAAAUUCUGCGGUACAUCAUUCUGUUCAUUGGUGUAAUGAACAGCUUAUUUUCUGUGUAUGAUAUCUACGAUGAUCUGAUAUCACGAAGAGUACACCACAGUGAUGCUGAGAAGUUUGCUGAAGUGUGUCCCUGUCCUUGUACUGGUGUUGGCUGGGGGAUCAUCUGGGGACUCAUUUCCUUUUUGUUUCUCUGUGGAGCCACAUAUCUUGGUUUAGUGAUCUUGUCUUGAGGUAGUUUGAAUUGAACCAGCCUCUUCCUGGAUGAGAAGUUGGAUUACUGCAGCACUUACAAUUACAAACAUAUAAGGAUGCUGCAGGAGGAGAAUUCGAAAAUUAGACCAAUAUAUAUCUCAUAUACCAAAAGGAUGUAUCAUACAUUUUCCUCAUUAUGCAUCCAGUCAUAGCUUCAUUCGAUUUGUCUUUACAUUAUACUGUUGUACAUAUCAGUUUAACAUAGUUUCUUCACGGAACUAGUAGCUUUCUAAUUUUGGAUAUUUUUUAAAAAGUGACAAUACAAUCAUGUCA
This is a messenger RNA of Nicotiana tabacum (common tobacco), 1427 nucleotides long. RefSeq lists its product as uncharacterized. NCBI's taxonomy places the organism in Eukaryota, Viridiplantae, Streptophyta, Magnoliopsida, Solanales, Solanaceae. The record is from RefSeq and is a predicted model, not a curated record.